Messenger RNA from Ascoidea rubescens DSM 1968, 3965 nucleotides. RefSeq names its product glucan endo-1,3-beta-D-glucosidase. The record is from RefSeq and is a predicted model, not a curated record. Gene Ontology annotation, molecular function: glucan endo-1,3-beta-D-glucosidase activity; endo-1,3(4)-beta-glucanase activity. Gene Ontology annotation, cellular component: cell surface. The transcript has a single exon. The coding region runs from base 149 to 3829 and encodes 1226 amino acids. Lineage: Eukaryota; Fungi; Ascomycota; Saccharomycetes; Ascoideales; Ascoideaceae.
CUUAGAUGUAUCGAAAUGAGCAGCUUUAUGACAGGAGAGACAUCCAAAUAUUGCUGAAGAAAAAAGCCAGUUCUAUAAACAUUAUUUUUUUAUUUUUCAAUUUAAAAAUUUGCUUAUUUGACCUUUCUACAAACAACUAUUCAGAACUAUGAUUAUAUUAUCUCUUUUCACCAAGUUUUUACUAUUUAUUACAUCUUUUUCUGUAAUAAUCUCCAGAACAAGACAGGAGACUUUCCAAAAUAGAUCUAAUCUUUUCAUCAAGCCUGAUCAGGGCAAAUUCUUUCUCAAUCCCGGAUAUUUGGAUGAUAGAAAUGAAGUCUUUAUCCUUGAGUCUUCUGGUCAAAAAUUUAAUGUGUCCAUAUUACCACUAAUACCCUCAGUAAUAAUCACCAGAAAUUUACAAGAAACUUCUGCAUCAGCUAUCAAAUCAAAAUACAGACAAACAACACUAAAGACAUCGUGCUUGAAGCUCUUAAGCCAAAAUCCAAUGUCAUAUUAUCAAAAAGCAAAACCAUCUUCUGGUUAUAAUCUUAAGGCGUUUUAUUAUAAUGCAAAGAAUUUUCUUCAACCUCAGAAAAACAAAAUUUUAAGAAAAAGAGCAGAUAAAGAUAAUAAAGUCAUCUUAACAAUAAGUUUUGGAGUUCCUAUAUCUACUAGCACAUUAAAAACAACAUCGAAAACAAUAUUAGGAACAACAACAAGCUCAUCUGAAAUAACAUUAUUGGAAAAUUUUUUAUUCUCAUCAGAAACAGCAGAAAUAACAGAACCUCAAUCAUAUACAUAUAUUAAUGAUAAUGAAGUUGCUUUAACAUUGGAUUUUGGAUUGCUUCCAUUAAAAACAUCCAUAAUAUUGUUCACAUCGGAUACUGUAUCUGAAUCAGCUAUUUCAAUCCAGUCUCCAGUUUCAACUUCAGCUUCUUCCAGAAAUGUUAUGAAUCAAGUUCUGGUCAUGUUUUCGGUUGCUGAUGGGCUGUUUAAUUCUGAUGAAAUGCUAUCAUCUUCUUUUUCCUCAUAUUCAUUAUCAAAUUCUGUUUAUUUGGUUCCAACGACCCAAAAUAGAAGCAGUGAUUCCAAGGAAACAUCGACUAUUACCAAUUUUAGUGAAACAAAAACGCUAUUUGCUGAACCAAGUUCUAGUAAAAGUUCACUGGAAACUUCUUUCCCAAAUGAAUCAUCACCAACAUCGUUUUUAUUAUCAUCUUCUUUAGAUGACUUUUCAUCUAGUGAAGCAUCCAAACCCAAUUCAUUGGCAGAUGAUGCUUCUACUUUUUCAAGCAUUUUAUUAUUGAGUUAUUGGAAUGCUUCUUCGACAUCAAGAAAUUCAAAAAGCAAUAUUGCUUCAUCGAUACAAACAGGUCUCCAAAGCUCAUUCAAAAAUCCUUUAAGUGUUACAAGCAUUGAAUCAUAUUCAGUUCCAUCAUCUUCAUCUUCAUCUUCAUCUUCAUCUUCACUUCUUUCUUCUCCUUCAAUUUCAUUGUUUAGUCCCAAUUUUAGUUCUAGCUUUAGUUCUAGUUUUAGUUCUAGUUUUAGUUCUUCUGUUUUUUCAAAAACCAGUGAAUAUGUUAUUGAAACUGCAACCUCGGAAUCAGUUGAAAGCUCUGGAUCUAUUUUUAGUAAUAUCUCUACUGUUAAUCCCAAAAACAUGUUUUCAGAUCAUGAUAUUUCAUCAUCUUUAAAAUUUCCAGAUGGCAUUGAUUUUACUGAUAAAUUUCAAACAAAUAAAUUUUACACUAAUUUAUUAUUAGAUGAUCAAACCGGAAUGAUAUGGAGUUAUCCAUAUGGGAUGUGGUAUCAUACUUCAUUUUCACCAUAUGGCUGGGGAAUUUCGAGUUUAAGUCAGGAAGAUGUUGUUUUCAAUUUUGAUGAAAAUACAGGAAAUUCCUCAGCAGCUAAAAGUAUGGGUUAUCCAACAUAUGUUGGAUCAUUUAUCUUCUCAUCAACAGAAUUUAAAGAUAACCAGCCAUCAAUAGAGAUAUCUGAACAAAGACAUAUGUCAGUUAAUGUUAAAUUAAGACCAGAACUUGACAAUUCAAAUUACAUUGAGAUUCCUAUUGUUGAAGGAAUGGGAUUUGUUAGUAGUGUUUAUCAUGGUUCUUUAUUGGUACCAGUUCUUGGAUCAAGUGUAUCAUUUUCAUCUAUUAAUCGAGAUAUCGAUUUUAAUUCUAAUUCUAAUUCUAAUUCGAUUCAAAAAUAUAGAGUCUUAUUGGCGAAUUCAGCGACUUGGUUAGUAUAUGUCAGUGGAAUAUCUAGAGAUGAAAUGGAUAUUUUCAAUUUGACGAUGGUAGUAGAUAGUUCUACGACAAUUGUAGGCUCGAAAGCUAUUGAUGGACUAGUUAUUCAGGUUGCCACUUCACCGGAUGAUUUGGGUAAAGAAGAGUAUUAUGAUAAAGCAGCUGGGAUAUAUGUGACUAAAACAACAUUAGUUGGUGAGAUGUUGAGCGAAGAAACCAGUAAAUAUGGGUUCAAAUACGAGACAGAGAUGGUUACUGGAUCUAAUGAUAAUUUGAAACCCUUAGUUUUUGCAUUUCAACAUCAUAUUGAUGCCAUGAGUGCUGAUACUCUUUCAAGCAGUACCAACAUUCGAUUAUCAUCAACAACGAAGGGAUAUAUGACAGGAUUUUUGACAGAUGAAUUGUAUAUGGAAGAAAAAUUAUAUUCGGGUAUAAAAUUUCUACCUGUAAAUUCUGAGUAUAUAACUGAAGAAGAAAUUAAUUACUCAGAAGAACAAAUAGAGUUAUUACAAAAGACAGCAGAAAACGAGAUUAUGAGUGUUGUUGGUAAUAUGAAAAAUCUAAUUAGUGGAACAGACACAUAUAGCUCAGGUAAAAUCAUCGAUAAAUAUGCGUAUAUUUUGAUCGUUACACAUAUGAUAUUGAAAAAUGAUACAUUAACCAAGAUACUUUUAAAUGAGAUCAAAGAAGCAUUUCAGUUAUUUACAAGCAAUUCGCAACAUUAUCCACUCAGUUAUAUUGAGGAUAUUGGGGGAAUAGCGAUAACUGGAAGCAGCUCUGAAGAUUAUGGGAAUUCAUAUUUUAAUGAUCAUCAUUUUCAUUAUGGGUAUUUCAUUCAUGCAGCAGCAGUUGUUGGGAAAGUUGACUUAGAGAUAAAUGAUGAGAAAGAAGAAAAAGAAGAUACAGAGAAAAAAAGCUGGAUCGAUGAAAACAAAGAUUGGGUUAAUUAUUUGAUUCGAGAUGUAGCUAAUCCCACUGAGAAAGACGAAUAUUUCCCAGUUUAUAGGUGCUUUGAUUGGUUCCAUGGGCAUUCCUGGGCCAGUGGGUUAUUUAGCUCAGGAGAUGGGCGCAAUCAGGAAUCAUCAUCAGAAGACUAUAACUUUGCAUAUGGAAUGAAGCUAUGGGGGAUGGUUGUAGAAGAUGAGCAAAUGGAGAAACGAGGAGACUUGAUGAUAUCAAUAAUGAAGAGAACAAUAAACCAUUAUUAUUUAUAUUCUUCAGAUAAUGCAGUGAUCCCUAGUGAGUUUGUUGGAAAUAUUGUUCCAGGAAUAUUAUUUGAGAACAAACUUGAUCAUGUAACCUUUUUUGGGACAGACAUUUCAUAUAUUAAUGGAAUUCAAAUGAUACCCAUCACACCUAUUUCAUCAUUGAUUAGGGGGAAAGAAUUUAGUAAAUAUGAAUGGGAGAGGUUAUUAGAAAACAUUGUUGACGAUUUGGACAGUGGAUGGAGAGGAAUAUUGAAGUUAAAUCAAGCGUUGUUUGAUGCUAAAAGUUCGUUUGAAUUUUUUUCAGAGGAUGAAUUUGAUAUUAAAUUUCUCGAUAAUGGACAGAGUUUAACAUGGAGUUUGGCCUUCAGUGGAGGAUUAAUGAAUUUGUAAAAGAUGUUUCAUAAAAGUUACUUUAUAAAAGUUGAGUCAUAACAAUUGUGGUUAUAAUAAUAUUAUAACUAAUAUUGUAUUAUAUUUUAUUAAGCUAUACUAUACUAUAUUAUGUCAAACUACGGAGUAAGAUUUG